AUGGACAAAAACCUUCCGGAAAAAGUUGUUGAGAGAAUGAAAGAACUCGCUUCUUCCUUAAAUAAGUGGAACCAUGAUUAUUGGGUGUUAAAUCAGCCUAGUGUCGAAGACACCGUUUACGAUAAGCAUUUAAAAGAAUUAGAAGAAUUAGAAAAAAAAUACAAUUUUAUUUUCCCGGGUUCACCCACUCAAAAAGUAGGUCAUUCAGUUAGCAAGAAAUUUCGACCGGUUGUCCGAAAAAUUCCCAUGCUAAGUUUAGAUAGCGUAGACAACUAUGAAGAUUUACUUAGAUUUGAUGAAAGAGUGAAAAAAAUACUAAAAAUUGAACAAGAAAUAGACUAUGUUGGCGAAUGA
Molecule: messenger RNA, 354 nt
Organism: Paraglomus occultum
Lineage: Eukaryota; Fungi; Glomeromycota; Glomeromycetes; Paraglomerales; Paraglomeraceae
Source: the annotation of a GenBank genome assembly